Messenger RNA from Fusarium odoratissimum NRRL 54006, 3584 nucleotides. RefSeq lists its product as uncharacterized. NCBI's taxonomy places the organism in Eukaryota, Fungi, Ascomycota, Sordariomycetes, Hypocreales, Nectriaceae. Gene Ontology annotation, biological process: transmembrane transport. The record is from RefSeq and is a predicted model, not a curated record. The coding region runs from base 1548 to 3227 and encodes 559 amino acids. The transcript has 2 exons. Gene Ontology annotation, molecular function: water channel activity. Gene Ontology annotation, cellular component: plasma membrane.
CACCUCCAAUCUCUUCAGUUCAGCCAUAAGCAGAAUCAAUGCUGCAAGUCAAUGCAAUGCAAUAACUUUGCAGACCCGAUACACUCUGGAUACAUUUCAUCAGUUGUUCAAUUGAGCUAUUUUCACACUCCAAAGUCUAAUCAUAACCGAAGUCGCCUCUUACCGACUGAACUUCCUGGUUGCGACUUACAGGGUCCUCCUCCUCUACCCCGCCAAAACUACUGCAACCCAACCAGCCUCUCCCACUGUAACCCCGGCCUCAUGCUCAAAAAAGCUUCCAGAAAAUCUUGGUCCGAGAUCUGACGCAUGUCACGUCAAGUCAAGUCACAAGCCACCAACAGAAUGCCCCUGACACUGACAGUUCUUGACUCAACUACAAGGAACCUUUGGCCUUAAACCUUGUGGGCCUACGAAUAUGGUACCCUCCAUCUUCUUCGGUCUUCGGAGUCGUAUUGCUGAAAACUAUGCUACGCCGCUGACUUGCAUCAAGCAGGGAGGUUAAUCCUGAUGACGAAUGCGCAACACCAUAUGCCCUUCCCUAUGAUCUUCGAUCUUGUUACAUUGAGACAAUACGACAAUUCCUUAAUCAAUUGAAUCUCACGGGUUGCCCGUCCAGUCUCUCCACUACAGCGCCUUGACCAUGCCCGUUAUAACCGUUCAACGGCCAGUGUCGUACCUGAAGCUAAGCCAAGGCCCCUGGCCCGUCCUCAUAUUCAGAAUCUGAGGUUGUACGGGGAUACCGAUAUCGCUUCGAGUCUCACCGUGCCAACUAAGAGUGAGGCAUGCAGGACAUCGUCUGGUUUAGCUCGUUAGCGCACCCUUUCAACAUGAAACAUAAGCUCAUGGCUCUACGUGGAGUUAAAAAUUCUUCUCGUCGUUAGCUAGAAACGCCUUCAGCAUGCACGGUCUACGUGUAUCCUUCAACUUGAGUCGAGUGGGCCCGCAUCGCCAGCCUCAUCUACAGCCAUCAUCCUGGUUCAUCGCCCAAUCUGUCACCAUCGCUGAGAUCUUCAGCCGUUCGCGCUACGUCAUUAUCGUUUUCACUUAACUACCGGCCUCCCUCGCGCCACGUCGGCUCGCUCCUCUUCAGGGUCCUCCCAUGAAACUGGUCCCUUCACUGACUCUCACAAGAUCCAAGCUUUUGGGUCUUCCUCUUUGCUUCUUCUCGUGUAACUCAGGGCUUCCAUGUUGCCCAUCUCAACUUGCGCAGCUUCUAUUCGUUCUGAUGCACGCUGACGCCUCGGCUUUCUUUAGAGCUCAACUUACAUACCCACCAUCAAAGCCUUCCUCAAGAUGUCAUUUGCAAGGAUAGUCUCAAGAAUCAGGGCCGAGUCGGGGUGACGGGUCGCUUGGUGAACCCUUGAGGACCCUGACUUCAGCCUCACGAGAUGAUCCUUUUCUUAGCAUAAAUAUCGACUCUUGUCAACUGUUUCUGUCAGCUAUCAAUCUACAAUAAUCUCAAUCAUCUUAACUACUUAUCUCUCAACUGCUUAUCUAUCGAAGUGAAAGACAAGAGCUCAUCCUGGGUUUUCAACUGAUUCCGUUCGAUGUCUCUUGAUCCUUUGCCUACUAUUGAAACGACCCUCACUUCUUCUUCUCCAUCCGACAUGUCCUCUUCCAUACAAAGCCGAUCUGCUCGCAGCACACCUGCUAUCAACGCAUCCGCCUUUAAUCCUCCUGAAGCCAAUGGCUCCUCUAAUGAAAGAGUUCCUUUCAUGCGAGACAACUCUCCCGAAGCCGAUAGCCUACCGUCCAACCCAGCUCUUACUCCAGUCAUCACCCAUGGAGACAACCCUUCAGCCAGCAACAGAAACUCCGAGGCCGAUACAGUAGUCCCCCUCCAACCUGUUAUCAGUCAAGAUCCCAGUCGAGUCCGCCCUGGCUCUCGCACCGGUAACUUUGUCACUCCCAAGACGGCUCGCUUCUCUCAGGAUGGCGGAGAGCCUCUUCAGUACUCUGGAGGUUCCAUGAAAUCGUCUCGACGACGCUAUCGUGGUGAAGACUACGACUUUGACCAGGCUGCCGACUAUCCCACAGUGAGUGACUAUGAGCGAUACUGGCGCAAUGAAGGUCGCAAUGAUCGCUACACUGCUCGAAGAGGCCCUUACCCACCUCCCACAUUCAUGAACCGCCGUCGAGCACACCCUCAUGAUUCAGACGAAGAGUUCUAUAGCAGUGACGACCCUCGCAUGCCUCCCACUGGCGGACGCAGAAUGAUGGAUGAGGAAAUGGGAUACCCCCAUCGACCUUUCCAUCACCGACGUGCUUCUACCCUCAACGGCUUCAAUAUCUCUACAGGCAAGCUUGAGUGGAGUAACCUCAGUCCUAAGGAGAAAUCAGAGAUCAUGCGUCUUCCUUUGACUCAAUGGAUGAACUCAAAUUUCAAGAACCACUUUGUCGCCAGUCUUGGUGAGCUUAUCGGCACUACCAUGUUCCUCUUCUUCGCCUUUGCCGGCACAGAAGUUGCCAACAUUCAAGCACAAACCGACAGCAAGACUACCACAGGAGAGUCUACUGGUAGUCUCAACGUUUCCAAGCUCCUCUACAUCUCCAUCAUCUUCGGUUUCUCGCUCAUGGUAAAUGUCUGGGUCUUCUUCCGUAUCAGCGGCGGUCUCUUUAACCCUGCCGUCACUAUCGCCAUGUUGAUGGUCAAGGCUAUUAGCAUGACAAGAGCUAUCUGCCUGUUCCUCUCUCAGAUUCUUGGGUCAAUGCUUGCCUCCGUUAUGGUACGGUACUUGUUUCCUGAGACAUUCAACGUCCGAACUACUCUAGGAGGUGGUGCAUCUCUGGUUCAGGGUGUGUUCAUUGAGGCUCUUCUUACUGCUGAGUUGGUCUUCACCAUCUUCAUGCUUGCCAAAGAGAAGCACCGAGCCACAUUUAUUGCUCCCGUCGGUAUCGGCCUGGCCCUUUUCAUUGCAGAGAUGGUCGGUGUCCAGUUCACUGGCGGGUCGCUCAACCCUGCCCGAAGUUUUGGCCCUUGUGUCAUCACCGGUACCUUCGACUCUGAGCACUGGAUCUACUGGGUUGGUCCUGGCAUUGGCUCUCUCAUCGCUGUCUGCUUUUACUGGUUCAUCAAGACUCUUGAGUACGAGAUGGCCAACCCUGGCGCCGAUGGUGAUGAUCUCAACGAUCCUACUAAAAACCCUGAAAAGCGAGCUGAAAUCCAGUCUAACGCUGCCCCUUCAAUUGCCUUUGGCGGUGGCAAGACCCCUUCAAUUCGCAGCUGAAUGACGAGGCCAUGAAAACAUGACUCUUAUGAGUGAGGGCGAGAUGGAUACGGUCCAUCAACGAUUACACGAUGAAAGUUGAUGAGCAAACUCAAUGAUGCUUCAUGAGAUCAAAUGCAUGAUAAAUAUACACGAAAUGCGAACACGCCAGAGAUGGAUAGAAAAUUGGAAUUUGCUAUUUGUUUAUACGGAUGUUGUGCCUUAAUGGUUGGAGUUCGGUUUGGCGAUUCGUUAAUUUUGUAUUGCCCGGCACAUUUGGUGCUUCGAGGCUGAUUCCUCCAGAUGAAGGAGUGUAUAUAUAGAGCUUUUGGGUAGAAAGAAUUGGCACAGGUCUCCGACUGGAACCCCUUUACACAC